AUGGCAUUAGUUUCAGCAACUCCAUAUUUAGCUUUGCUAAGUGAACAAGAUCCAAGUUUAAAAUCAUACGCUUUAACAUCAUUAAAUGAAAUAGUAGAUCAAUUAUGGGCGGAAAUUGCUAAUAAUAUAACUGAUUUAGAAGAGUUAUAUGAAGACAAGUCUUUUGAAAAGAGGGCUUUGGCUGCAUUGAUUAUUUCUAAGGUUUACUAUAACUUGGGGGACUUCGAAGCUUCGGUUAAAUAUUCGCUCUUUGCAGGAGAUGAAUUCAAUAUCGAGGAGCAAUCGCAAUAUAUUGAAACAAUUGUAUCUCAAUGUAUUAAUCUUUAUACGUCUUUGUCUCAAAAGAAAUAUGAGGAUAAGACUGUGGAAGUUGAUACCCAAUUGACCGGUAUUUUCGAGAAGAUGGUGGAAAAGUGUAUUAAAUCAAAUGAAUUGAAGUUGGCAUUGGGCAUUUCAUUAGAAAGUUACAGGUUGGAUAUAGUCCAAUCAAUCUUGAAGGAACAAAUUAAGAUAAAUGAAGAAGUUUGCUUGAACUUAAUAAACUAUGUUCUUGUUUGUUCGAAUUCGGUAAUUAAGAACAGCAAUUUCAGAAGUGAUGUAUUGAAUUCAUUAAUUGAAUUACUAUUAUCAUUAAAAACUAACCAAGAUUUUUUUACCGUUUUUAAAAUUAUAGUGCAAUUGAACGACUCUAAAAUGGCUAUUCAACUUUUCAGGGAAUUAAUCAAAACUAAGGAGAACUUAAUAGCUUAUCAGGGUGCUUUUGAUUUAGUAAGUACUGCUUCUCAAGAGUUAUUGGACAAUACCAUUACUGAGUUGAAAAAUGAUGAAUCAUUUGGAGCUACUGAACCUGCUCAGGCAAGAUUAUUGCAUAUUUUAAGCGGUGUUCCAACCUGUGACUUGGAUAUAACAUUCUUGUAUAAGAAUAACAAUACUGAUAUUUCUAUUUUGAAUAAAUCGAAGAACUUAUUGGAAGGUAGAAGUUCUAUAUUCCAUUCUGCAGUUACAUUUGCCAAUGCAUUCAUGCACGCUGGUACUACCGAUGAUUCUUUUUCAGAAAAACUUAGAAUGGUUAGGUAA
Molecule: messenger RNA, 1077 nt
Organism: Debaryomyces fabryi
Lineage: Eukaryota; Fungi; Ascomycota; Pichiomycetes; Serinales; Debaryomycetaceae
Exons: 1
Coding region: 1-1077 (358 amino acids)
Biological process (GO): proteasome-mediated ubiquitin-dependent protein catabolic process
Cellular component (GO): proteasome storage granule; nucleus; proteasome regulatory particle, base subcomplex
Source: RefSeq, a predicted model, not a curated record